AUGGGAAUUGGACAAUUUCAUCACAUUCCCUCACCUCAUCCUCCUCCUUCUCCAAUCUCCAUCUCCUCCCCUGUGAAGCCACCGGCCGGAGACAAGUCGCACCCCACAGAAACACCGGCGAGCUUCAACCCCACAGCUAAGGCACCCAAUCCAAAGAUGACAGAUGGAUUAGGUUUGGAAUGCCAAGUUUGUGGCUUUGUGGGAUUGGAUGAUGGCUCUGAUGGUUUCUUUUACUGUCAAAGAUGCGGUUCUCAAGCUGAUGGAAUCAGGGAUACAACUGUUGAUGAUGAUGAGAUGCUUUUAACAAAGGAAAAUGUUGGUGGAAUUGUGCAAAGACGUGUAGCUGUGGUCAAACCUGAACCUCUCUCUCAAUCUCAACCCCCUUCACAGUUUUGGGAAACUUUAAGGACCCAAGAGAAUGAUGAUGAUGAUGAUGGGGUGGGUCCCACUGAGCCUAUUGAUUUUGGGAGAGGGACAAGAACAUUGAGUUAUGAAGAUUAUUAUUCAGAAAUUAGGAUGAGGUAUGUAAUGGGAGUGCAGAUCAUGAUAGAGUUGCAAGUUAAGGCUUUGGUUGAAAAAUUCAACGUGUGUCCUAUAAUUGUUGAUAUGGUGGAGCCUAUUUGGUUAAGAUUUGUGGCAUCCACUAAGCUUUUCAGUGAUGAUUGGGCUGAUGAGGUUAUUAAUGAAUCAGAAUCUCAAGUACAAGGUGAAACAGAAGCUGUUGCACCAAAUGCCAAACACAAAUCCGAACCCCAUAACAUACUCGGAAAACGAUCCGUAAUGAUAUGGUAUAGAUCCGUAAGCAAAACAAUACCCUUACCAUAUUCUUUAGCCAUUUCUUUUUUACUCUGCCACCUGGCACGAGAGCCAAUUCUAUCAACUGAUAUAGCAAAAUGGACACUCGAAGGAAAACUUCCGUAUUUCACAGCCUUUCUUGAAAUAGAAAAACAAAUCGGAUCUCCAACUAACGCGUGUCCAUUAAGUUCAAGUCGUAUGUUCAGACCAUUACAUUGUAUUUCUAUUCAGAAGCUGGAAUCAUUAGCUGCUUCAAUUGCUCAUUCCAUUAGAUUGGAAUUACCUCCGGUCAACUUCUAUGGAAUUGCUGCCCGGUAUCUCGGGCAACUGUCUCUUCCAGUUGAGACCAUUCUCCCUCAUGCUUCCCGGAUUUAUGAGUGGUCAAUGCCACCCGAGCUUUGGUUGUCUGGAAAUGAAUUCCGGCUUCCUACACGUGCUUGUGUGUUGUCUAUUCUUAUUUUUUCAAUUAGGAGUCUUUAUAAGAUACAUGGUUUUGGGAAGUGGGAAAAGGGUUUGGUGAAGAGAAAAGACGGAAAGGAAUCUAAGAUUUUGGAUAAAACAGCGGAAUCGGAAUCGGAAUCGGAAUCGGAAUCAGAAUGCAAGAUGUCGUCUCUUUCUAAUAAUCUUGUUUCCGAGAGUUAUGAUAAGCGACUACCGAAACAAUCGAACUUGGAUGAUACAGAGAUUUUACUUUUGCUCGAGUCAAAAUACAGUCAACUCAUUGAUACAAGUGUUGAUGGUAGGGAUCUUGAAACGUAUCUUGAAUAUUGCAAGAAUGUGGUGUUUGCUGGUGUGGAAUUGUCAUUUGAGGAUCAUGAAGAAGAUCAGAUAAUAGAAGAUCUUUGGAAUUAUUAUCAUAAAGAAGAGGAGGAUCACAAGCCAUCAUCUCCAAGCUCUAAUUGUGGUUCCCACAAGAGACCUUUUGAUUUUUCCGAAACCAACGUGAAGAAGCUCAAGAAAUCUAAAGAUGACAAUGAUGACAAAAUUAGCAAUGAGACCCAAAAAGAAAAGGCAAUAAGACGAAUGAUAUCAAAUAUGGAAGAAAAAAGAUUUUGUUAUAUUCCUCCAAGGACUAAAAUUAAAAGACCCGAUGAUUAUUUACAUUAUACAAGGAAAAACGAUGAUGGAAACUAUACUUAUGCUUCACAUGCGGAUUAUUAUAUUUUAUUAAGAUCAUGUGCAAGAGUGGGUCGACUCGAUGUUAGGGUUAUGCAUGGUGCAGUGUUGAGUUUUGAGAGGCGAUUGGCAUGGCUUGAGAAAAAUAUUGAUCAAUGCGUGAAAGAAAUGCCUAGUUUUCAAAUGUCUUGUGAGCUUUGUCCACAAGAUGAUAUGAAUGGUGAUGAAUCCAUGGAUUUUUCUAAGUUAAACUUGUAACAUUUUUAUGUAUAUAAUGAGAAAGUUGAGACUUGAAACGUUUGGCUACAAUUUAAGCCCUUCAUGGUCUAAAAUCUUUUAGGACCAUUUUGGAUUGAAUUUGGAACACAAAAAUAGUCUAAAAUCUUUGGUAUUUUGGUUUCAAAUGGUUUACAUCUUUGUUUUUAAACGCUUUAUCUUUAUGAAUG
This is a messenger RNA of Lactuca saligna, 2357 nucleotides long. The record is from the annotation of a GenBank genome assembly. Lineage: Eukaryota; Viridiplantae; Streptophyta; Magnoliopsida; Asterales; Asteraceae.